Molecule: messenger RNA, 2265 nt
Organism: Poecilia latipinna (sailfin molly)
Lineage: Eukaryota; Metazoa; Chordata; Actinopteri; Cyprinodontiformes; Poeciliidae
Product: proton myo-inositol cotransporter-like
Exons: 6
Coding region: 92-976 (294 amino acids)
Biological process (GO): myo-inositol transport; transmembrane transport
Cellular component (GO): apical plasma membrane
Molecular function (GO): myo-inositol:proton symporter activity
Source: RefSeq, a predicted model, not a curated record
UGUGUCAUGAAAAUCUCAGCAAAAGAAAGGUUACAGUCUUUUUUUUUUUUUUUACCGUUUCUUCAGGUACUACAGCGCCACCAUCUUGCAGAUGUCGGGGGUGCGUGAUGACAGGCUGGCAAUCUGGUUGGCAGGGCUCACCACCCUCACCAACUUCCUGUUCACCCUCCUGGGGGUGUGGCUUGUGGAGAGGGUGGGCCGCAGGAAGCUGACUUUGGGCAGCAUUAUAGGUACAUGUUUGAGUUUAAGUCUGCUGGCCGUAGGUUUUCUCAUGUCUGCUCAGCACAGUCCCCCGGUUACUGUCCACCCUCUGGACCCGGUCAUGGCUAACUCCACCUGCUCCAAGUACCAAAUGUGCGAGCCAUGCAUGCUGGACCCUCGCUGUGGUUUCUGUUACCGUGAGAACGGCUCGACUCUCCUGGCCUCCUCCUGCGUGCCGGUCAAUAAGGCCACCACCGAACGAGGGGCGUGGGGCAGAUGUUCAAACUCUACCCUCAUGAGAGAUCAGACCUACUGGGCCUAUAACUACUGUCCCACCUCAUUUUCUUGGCUGGUUUUGUUGGGGCUGGUGCUCUACCUGGCUGCUUUUGCUCCAGGCAUGGGACCAAUGCCAUGGACCAUUAACUCAGAGAUCUAUCCCUUAUGGGCGAGGAGCACAGGGAACGCCUGCGCUGCUGGAGUCAACUGGACCUUCAACAUCUUGGUGUCUUUCACCUUCCUCCAUUUGGCUCAGUACCUCACCUACUAUGGAGCUUUUUUCCUGUACUCCAGCAUGGCCCUGCUGGGUUUCUUCUUCAUCUAUGGCUGCCUGCCAGAAACCAAAGCGCGGCGCCUGGAGGAGAUCGAGGCGUUGUUUGAAAACCAGCUCUGCUCAUGCGGUGCCUCUGACUCAGACGAGGGGCGGCAGGUCGAGUACAUCCGCGUCAAAGGCUCCAAUUACCAUCUGUCGGACAACGACGCGUCGGACGUGGACUAGGAGCGUGUCGUUGACCCCGCUCCGGGUCUUUUGGCAAUCUCCGUAACACGCAAAAGCGAUCUGGUCUGUAAUAUUCAUUAACACUCAUUUUGUGAUCCGUGGAGCCAAACAGACCUUGAUCAGGAAGCGAGACAGUUUCCCCGCAAACUGAAUGCAGAAUAUUCCGGUACAGCUUUGUUCCUGUUUAAAAAAGAAAAGAAAAAAAAAAAAAAGAGGUGCGGUACACUUGUCGUUUGGAUACCAGGUUUGUGCAUCCACAUCACCUUAGCUGACCUGAGAGCUGUUGUCGUGACUUGUUGUAUCUCCGUAGUGCCGUUAUGCCUUUCAGUAUGAGAUACGUUUCAGGUUAGUGUUCCGGCUUGUAGCAUCGCGCGGUAAUGUUAGCUCCCCCUAGAUGAGAUUUCCCCCCUCCCUCCUACACCUUCCAAGUUUGUGGAUGGUCUUGACCUUCUAAUGAAAAACAAUCAACAGACAUGCACAAUUUUACACCUGAGCAAACUCGUACUGUUAGUGCUUGACUAACAAAAGCCCCAGUUGGGAGCACUGGAAGGAUUAUACGUUUUGUUGCUGAAGUUUUCAUCCUGUGGCUUUCACGGUUGUUUUGAUUUUAGGUUUUUAAGUUUCUCAUCUAUAAGAAAAUGCAGCUUUUUAGCACAAUGCCAAGAGUCUAACCCUACUGCCACAAGAUGUGCCAAUAAAUCCCCUCAUAAACCACUGCUCAGAGGAACUGCUUACUGGACGCAUUGUAAAUGUAUGACAUUCUGAUGAAGGAGUCAAGUAAAACUCUCAUUAGUGCCUGUGUAAUGUGCCUAAUGCCCAUUUUUGUUGCAUUUCCCGCAUGUCUAAAUGGCUCCUUCAAGUUCUAAUGUUUUUUUUUUGUCUUCCUUCAUAGCCUUAUGUACAAACUAGAGGAGACUUUGGUUUCAGUCUGGCUUUAAUGUAAUUUAGCGAUGUUUUGUAACAACCGAUGUGUAGUUGCUGCGUGACUCCACCAAGGUCCCUGUGUAGCAAAAAUCGUUGAAGUAAAAAAGAACAAAGCUGUUACAAUAACAUGUAAAUAAAGUAAAUAUGCUGCAACAGUGCCCAAAUAAACAUGGAUCCAGGAUAAUUCAUGUCUUUAUCCAUAAAAAUGUAUCUCAGUUUAAAUAAACCAUGAACUCCCAAGCUACAUCGAUUAUUAAGAUACAUUUUUAAUUUAUUGUCAAAGUGACACCAGCAUGCAUUUAGAACUGGGAGACUAGUAUAAAAGCAAGUGGUAUUGUCAACCUGUUUCUGAGGAAAAACAAUAU